AUGUCGGACACCUUCUGCCAACUGUGCAAGUGUUUCACGGAGGUUGUCUCCGACCACGCCACCGGCGACACCUCCUGCUCCGAAUGUGGGACUCUUGUCGUCGAAGAAACCUCCGAGUGGGUCCCUGACCCGACCCGGGAGCCCGUUAGCCCGGUUCGACUCGAGAGUGGGGUUUCCGGGUCCAAUGGAGCCACCGAGGAGGAGGAGGAGGAGGCCUUGCCGGCGCCGCGGCGGAAGCGGCGGGGGAGGCCAAAACGUCCGCCUUAUGAGUCUAUUGCUGAAGUGGCUAACAGGUUGGGACUUGGUGCAACUAUAAAGGAUCGAGCCAGUGACAUAUAUAAGAAGGUGAUUGAUCAGAAACCUCUCAAAUACAAAACUCCAGCUGCAGUUGUGGCUGCUUGCGUCUACGUUGCCUGUAGACAAGAAAGUAAUCCCCGUACUGUGAAAGAAAUGUGCUCAGCAAAUGGAGCUAAAACGAAAGAAGUUGUUAGGGUAAAAGACUUCAUCAUGAAAUACUUAGUGACUGAGGGUCAGGAAAUAGUAAUUGUUCAUGCUGCAGAUUUUCUGACACAUUUUUGUUCUGUUCUUGGAAUGUCAAAUAUAGAAGUCAUGGCUGCCCAAGAAACAGUCAGAAAUUCUGAAGAACUUGCAAUAAGGAGGAGCCCAAUAUCGUUGGCAGCUGUUGUUAUUUACAUCAUAGCUCAACUAUCAAAUGACAAGAAGGCUGUUAGAGAUGUUGCGUUAGUCACUAGAGUGGCGGAAGCGACCAUAAGGAAUUCCUACAAAGAUGUGUAUCCUCAUCUGUCCGAGGUCAUACCAACCUGGUUUGCCAAGGAGAAAGAUUUGAAGCAGCUGCCACGAGCUUGACAAUUUGGUCAUGCUCCAUCUUUCAUUUGAAGGCAUUAGGAAUUCUUUCAAUCCCAUAUAUUUUGCUAUAAUUACCGUGUAAAUAGAAUAGGUUUGCUAGAGCAGAGAGACCCAAAUUAGAGGCUUUGAAUAUCUGACGUGGGUUUUCCUCACAAAUCUGUUGUUUGUAAUGAUCUCAACCCUAGUAUUGAAAUGCAGCCAUUCUCAAGUCAUCUCU
Messenger RNA from Fragaria vesca subsp. vesca, 1084 nucleotides. Its product is annotated as transcription initiation factor IIB-2-like. NCBI's taxonomy places the organism in Eukaryota, Viridiplantae, Streptophyta, Magnoliopsida, Rosales, Rosaceae. The transcript is spliced from 7 exons. The record is from RefSeq and is a predicted model, not a curated record. Gene Ontology annotation, cellular component: transcription preinitiation complex; nucleus. Gene Ontology annotation, molecular function: TBP-class protein binding. Gene Ontology annotation, biological process: transcription preinitiation complex assembly; DNA-templated transcription initiation. Bases 1 to 867 code for a protein of 288 amino acids.